Molecule: messenger RNA, 231 nt
Organism: Trichobilharzia regenti
Lineage: Eukaryota; Metazoa; Platyhelminthes; Trematoda; Strigeidida; Schistosomatidae
Source: the annotation of a GenBank genome assembly
AUGAAUGACCAUGGAUUCACAGUCUCAGUUUUCAACCGCACAGUAUCAAAAGUGACUGAGUUCCUUGAAAAUGAAGCUAAAGGAACAAAAGUAAUAGGAACAAAGUCACUGGAAGAAUUUGUUCAAAGCUUGAAGCGUCCGAGAAAGGCAAUGAUGCUUGUUAAAGCCGGUCAGGCAGUUGAUGAUUUUAUUUCCAAACUGGUGCCUUUACUUGAAAAGGUGAUAUUAUAA